This is a messenger RNA of Papilio polytes (common Mormon), 1084 nucleotides long. RefSeq names its product UPF0669 protein C6orf120 homolog. The record is from RefSeq and is a predicted model, not a curated record. The transcript has 4 exons. The coding region runs from base 158 to 742 and encodes 194 amino acids. NCBI's taxonomy places the organism in Eukaryota, Metazoa, Arthropoda, Insecta, Lepidoptera, Papilionidae.
UGUCCCUCUAAAUAUGGAUUCGUUUGAUAACUAAAUCGAUAAAAGUAUUCAAUUUACAUCCCUAAACUGUUUGACGUUAGAAAUGUCAUUUCAAAGUGUCAUUGUCAUUGUCAAGUUUUACUUCGCUGUUUUUAUUAAAAAUACGUGUAAUUAAAAAAUGCGUAGAGAAUUUAUUUUAGUAUUAUUAGGAAUCAUUUGUAUUUCCACGCUAUCAUCGCUGUUAUCAGGAUAUGUGCAAAUAGAAAUAGAUAAAGUGCUUUUAGACACAGUUGUUGGUGUAGUUGGUGCGGGCAAUUUUUCUUAUUGGCAAUUAGGGCACACUGGACCAUUGCUGGUGGAGCUGAUCUCUUUAUCUGGAGACGCGGACUUGUAUGUAGCGGAUAACAUAAGGCCGAGUUAUGAAACAGAUAAAAAUAACUUCAGCUCAGUGACAUGUGGGCCCGAUAUCGUCAACAUACCUGCGGAAUUCCCACGACCAGUUGGUAUUGGAGUGUUUGGUCACUGGACACAUUCAGUAACGGAGUACAGUAUUCAAGUGUUUCUGGAUACUUCAGCUGUGCUCAGCGAGGAGCAGGUCCUGGCUAUAGAGAAGGCACAUCAGGGUAAUGGAAAUGAACGAACAGAGAUGAAUGGCAAAAGAAAGGAGAAACUAUCACCAAAGAAGACGGACAAUGAACACAAGCCGAGAUUCCUCUGGUUGUUUAAUAUCUUGGAUGUUAUAUUUGAAAUGUUUAUACUUUGAGGCAUGAUGCUUUACAGUUGAGGAUAUAUAUUCCCUACCUUUCUAAACUAAAACUCAUGGCAAAAUAUUUGUUUUCUGAAUGUUUUUUGACAGUGGGUAGGGGAAUUAUUUCUUUGACUGUUCAAGGGAUUUGAUUUUGUUUAACGCUUUAGAAAUGAGGCGCUAGAAGAUUCUAGAUGUUUGAAGUCGGUUUAAGUUGUGAUAGAAGGAAUGAACUUUCAAGUUUUAUGUCAAGAUAACUUAAGAUAAUUGUGUGAAAUAGUCUUACAAAUGUGUUGUUAAAAAUCCUUUAGUCUCCAAAUAAAUUGUAUUAUCGCUUCAAAUAAAUAUUAACAGACUGAA